Nilaparvata lugens (brown planthopper) is the source of this 1364-nucleotide messenger RNA. RefSeq lists its product as uncharacterized. NCBI's taxonomy places the organism in Eukaryota, Metazoa, Arthropoda, Insecta, Hemiptera, Delphacidae. Bases 768 to 1349 code for a protein of 193 amino acids. The transcript has 2 exons. The record is from RefSeq and is a predicted model, not a curated record.
AUACAAUAUCAGAGAACCACCCAUACUAACGGCAUGUAUGUCGUUUUCAGCCAUGAUCCGAUCCAAUGGUAUUGACAUGAACAGCAGGCUUGAAGCAGCCUACCUUGCUGACCAGAUAUCUAGAGGACGUCUAGUGAUAAUGUGGGUACCUCAUGAUGAGGGAGACCAAAGGGCUUACAAUGAACUGAUGUCAAGGGGUAGAAUGGAAGUACAAUUCAUUCCAAACAAUCCUCAUUUACCACCAAUUACAUUUGGACCCAACCCUAGACAAGCUCCCCACAACAAUAGCCUCCAUUCCUACAGGUCUGCUCCUUACAACCUACAAAAUCGAACCCAAACUCGUAAUCCAACAUUCUGCGUCAAUGGCUCACAAUCUAUCAAUCCCCCACCCUGCGAACCUAUCAAUCACCCACAACAGCCAUUCAAUCCUACUAUUAGCCGCCCAACUCUGAAUCCUACUCUGAACAAUGGCAACAUUCCCCAACCAAACAACCGUCAAACAAAUAGCAUUCCCCUACCAAACAACCGUCAAACAAAUAGCAUUCCUCUACCAAACAGGUCCAACAAUUCUACCCAGCAGCCUAACCGUUCUACAUCAAAUCCUCCUCAUUCUCUUCUUACUCCUCCUCCUCAUCCUCCAUCUCCCUCUCCUCCUCCAUGCUUCCAAACCAGUGCUAAUUCAAGAAACCCAAGUACCCAGCCACGUCCUCAACCACAUCAAUUCCAACCCUGGAACCAUGGAGACUUUCGAUUAAUGUGGGUGCCAGAUGACCCAACCUUCCCACCCCAAACCUUCCUUUAAGCAUACCCCUCAGUACUGCUACACCCAUCACGUGAGAAUAAAUAAGAUGCCGAAUUCCUCCGCUACCGCUGAUACCUCUGCUGCCGCAGCCUCUGAUGUCACUACAGCCCCAUGCAAUGCCCCAUCUACCACCCCAUGCAAUGCCCCAUCUACCACCCCAUGCAAUGCCUCUGCAAAUGAUACCGCUACCAUUGAUGCCUCCGCAUCAACUGACACCUCUGCCACAGCCUCUGAUGCCACUGCCGCCCCAACCGCUGAUGGUGCUGCCAACAAUGCUGCCAACAAUGCAGAGAUAGCCGGAGCAAUCUUCAGAGAGGGUAGAGUAUUCAAACCUGUCACCCUAGAGAAUCUUGCCAAAAUGCCCAGAGGAGUACAGAUCAAUUUACGCUAUGUGAAACGUGUAACCAGUAUAAAUGGUGAGGGAAUAACUGCUGAAUUAGAAAGAGAGUAUGACUAUGCACGUUGUUUCAUGCCCAAAAUGUAUAUCAACACAUACGUUGGAAUUUUUCAAAAAUGGAAUUCCAUGUUCCGAAGCCUAAAUGCAUAAGCUGAUUGGAUUGUA